AUGAGCUCAUGUAGUUGCAAAAUGCCUAUGCUUCAGCCUUCAAAGAGGGCUGGGGUUGUGGGGUUUGAAGGUGGUGGUGAUAGGCAGGUUCUAGAUCUAGAGACUACCGUUAAAGAUGGUGUUUUGGGUGGUCUUGGAGGAGGCUGUUUCGGUGUUGGGGUUGGAGAGAAAUUGGAUCUAAAGAAGAUGAUUAAAGAGCUCAAUUUGCCAGAAGUUCCAUUUGUGUUUAUUUGCUCAAUUUCCCUUGAACCUAUGCAAGACCUAGUGACCCUUUGCACUAGACAGACCUAUGAGAGGUCCAACAUUUUCAAAUGGUUCAGCUUGGGGCACUACACUUGGCCCACUACUAUGCAAGAGCUUUGGGAUGAGUUGGUUACUCCAAAUAAGACUUUGCACCAUUUAAUUCAUACUUGGUUUUCACAUAAGUAA
Molecule: messenger RNA, 429 nt
Organism: Ilex paraguariensis (yerba mate)
Lineage: Eukaryota; Viridiplantae; Streptophyta; Magnoliopsida; Aquifoliales; Aquifoliaceae
Source: the annotation of a GenBank genome assembly